CUUCUCUUCUGUAUCACUUCAUUUUUACAGUGUCGAUGUAACACAUAUAUUCCAAGAAAUAAAAUAAAAAGUAAAAUAGCAUGUUAUAGGACCCUAGGGUACUGUUGAAUGUGUAAAAUAAGGCAAUUUGAUUAUUUCAGUUUGUACUGCUUUGAAUUAUUUGAAUGUACGCUAACCUUGAGUGUUACUAUAGACGAUUUCUCAAAUAUGUAAGCAGAUGGGGAAAAAAUCUGCAAAAGACAAAUCCCCCAAAGUUGGGGAUCUACAUUUUACUUCAGAUCCAAAGGACUAUGUUGUAACUGGUAAUUUGGAAAAUGAUUUUCCUGGAUUAUGUAAACAAAGUGGUGUCACUCACUGUCCAAUUGUAUCCACAAAACACUCCCAAGCCAUAAUUACACAGACAGUAUCUUCUUUACCGUCGUCGAAACGGUCAAAAGACGAUAAGAAAAGUCCUCAGUCUCAAAAUUCAUCAGUUACUAAAUAUUCUGACGAAAUACAACCGCCAUUAGGAUUCAAUCCUACAACAUUCAAGUUAUGUAAAACACUGGAAUAUUUGAAACCGAAAAUAAUUAUUCAGCAGGAAAAUCCUGAUAGACCGGAAACAGUUAAUGAAGUUUCUAUAAAAGGUUGGAAAAUAAGUAAUAGUCAACUGGAUGUAUUAAUCAAAUGUUUUUCUGUUGCGAAUAAGCUUUCCAAACUAGUAUUUUGGAGAGUUGGAUUCACAGCUGAACAAAUAACUCAAUUAGCUUCAUUCUUAUCUACUAAUAAUACUAUAAAAUCAUUAACAAUAGAUGCUAAUGAAGCAUUAGAAAUUGGUUCAUAUGCUCAAUUAAUUGAUGAAUCUAAUAAUUUAACAAAAUUACGAUUAAGAUAUUGUGAAAUUGGACCAAUGGAAGCAAAAUCAAUUAGUCAACGAUUAGGAACAAUGCAAUAUGUCAAUAAAAAAUUAAUAAAUCUUGAUCUAUCGGGUAAUCAGCUAGGAGAUGAAGGUACAAUUUAUUUGGCUGAGGCACUAAGAACAAAUCGUACUCUACUUACAUUAUCAGUUAGCAACAAUAAAAUUACAGAUAUUGGUUGUAUAGCACUAGCAAAGGUUAUAUCACAAUUUUUCUUAACCCAUGAAGAAAUUGUUUAUAGACGAUUAUGUCAGUCAGAGAAAAGUAAAUCUGAAUCUAUUCCACUAACUUCUAGUCCACUAGGACAUCGUAAAUCUAAAGUAUCCCCAAGUGCACGUGACGCAUCGAAAGAGUCUACACAAGGUGUAAGUGGUGCAAAGAAACGCGACAAAUCUGUUCGUGGUCGUAAUGCUAAGGAUACUGAUAGUAGCAAGGACGAUAAAAGUGGAGGUAAAGGAAAGAAAAGUGAUAGUAGUAAUUCACCUAAAAAAGCUAACCAAGAACAAAGUAGAUCUAGUGGAAAGAGUAAAACAGGAAGAAAUACACGAAGUGCUAAACAAACAUCAGAUACAGAAAGACUCGAGCUAGGAGUGAAAUUCAGGACCUAUGUUUCAUCCUAUUUAAUACUCAUUAAUUGGAUGUAAACAGAUUCCAUUGCUGAUGUUUACAAUGAUGUUUGAACUUAAUAUCCGUCAUAUCAAACGCCGAUACACUAUCUACUAUGAUAAUUAUUCAAGAUUGCUAAUAAAAUCUGAUCAAUUUCGGUCUUAAACAUUAACUAUGAAAAAAUAUAAAUCUAAACAAAUUUGAUGCUUUGUGUUUUUCUGUUUAGAUCUUUCAGUCUACUAGUAGGUUUUUCGACAUAAUCUGUUGUUUAUAGUCUCCAUUUUAAAUAGUCUCUAUAUGUAGGUAUAACUUAGCAUUGCUGACACGCCUUUCAAUUAUUUGUUGUCUUAACUAUAUGGGUUAAUUAUUUGCUUUGAGUUUCGUCUAGUAAAGCACUUUAGGCUUAGAUUCUUCAAUGUAAACAAGUGGUUUCACAGAAUUAAGGUCACUUUUUGAAUAGCUUGACCUAUAUAGAGGUUAAUACUUUAAAUACAUCAAGAUUUCAUAAGUUAUCAAAGCAUAUAAAUUGCUUCAGUUUGUAUUUGUGCUCUAAUAAAACAAUACAUAGUAGUGAUUUCUUAAAUUUAAAGAAGACUGAGGCUAUUGAUCUUGUGUAUAAUGAAGGAC
Molecule: messenger RNA, 2129 nt
Organism: Schistosoma rodhaini
Lineage: Eukaryota; Metazoa; Platyhelminthes; Trematoda; Strigeidida; Schistosomatidae
Source: the annotation of a GenBank genome assembly